This is a messenger RNA of Entelurus aequoreus (snake pipefish), 1920 nucleotides long. It is a transcript of the gene hcn5, whose product is annotated as hyperpolarization activated cyclic nucleotide-gated potassium channel 5. The record is from RefSeq and is a predicted model, not a curated record. Gene Ontology annotation, molecular function: monoatomic ion channel activity. Bases 193 to 1791 code for a protein of 532 amino acids. Gene Ontology annotation, biological process: transmembrane transport; monoatomic ion transport. Gene Ontology annotation, cellular component: membrane. NCBI's taxonomy places the organism in Eukaryota, Metazoa, Chordata, Actinopteri, Syngnathiformes, Syngnathidae. The transcript is spliced from 10 exons.
GAGAGAGAGAGAGGAUGGAGGAAGGAAGGAUGGAGGGAGGGAGGAUGGGUUUCGUCCCGUCGCCUCGCAGCUUCAUCGCACUUUGGGUUCCUGAACACCAAAGCGUCUUGUUGUUGACUCCACGGGAGCAAGUGGCGCUACAAAAAGAAGAAGAAGAAGAAGAAGAGGAGGAGGAGCAGGCGGGAUGGUCCCAUGAGAAGAUCACAGCACGCCACGGCGGCCAUGGAGAGGCUAAAGGGUGCCGGGGAUCGGGCGGGAGGCUGCUGCAGGGCUGCCCGCGGGUGGCGAGCCCUGCUCCUGCCUCAGCAGAACCGCCAGUCGCUCUACAUGUACGGCAGCGAGGUGGCCGUGGAGCAGGAGUGCAGGCGGCAGCUGCAGAGCGGCGUCUUUGUCAUCCACCCGUUCAGCCUCAUGAGGAGCUACUACAUCAUGGGCAUGAUGGCCGUCACCUUCCUCAACCUCAUCGGCAUCCCCAUGGAGAUCGCCUUCCUGGAUGGCACCAGCGGGCUGGCGUGGGAAGGCUUCAACGUCUUCUCCGACACGCUCUUCCUCGUCGAUGUGGCCCUCAACUUCCGCAUGGGCAUCAUCCCGGAGGAUGGCGAGGAAGCUAUUCUGGACAUCAAGCAGAUCCGAGUGAGCUACCUGAGGACAUGGUUCAUUCCCGACGUUAUUGCCGCCUUCCCUAUCGGCUACAUACUGCUGUUUGCGGGCUUACACUACCACAAUGACGACAACCCUUCCAAGACCACCAGGAUGAUGAGGAUCCUCAUGUUUGUGCGCAUCCUCAGCCUGAUCCGACUGGCCCGGGUGUCCAGGCUGGUCCGCUUCUUCAAUGAAGUUGAGAAAGUGUCCAACGCUAACCUGGAGGUGGUGCGUCUGUUUUUCCGCGUGCUCUCGCUCUUCAUGAUGAUCUUCCUGCUGUGCCACUGGAACGGUUGCAUCCAGUACUUUGUGCCCAUGCUGGAGGAGUUCCCCACCGACUGCUGGGUCCGCAAGGAAAACCUGAUGAACGCCACGGUCAUCGUCAAGUACUCCUGGGGAGUCUUCCGGGCUCUUUCCCAGAUGAUCGCGCUGUCCUACGGCUCCAUGGACGCCCCCACAAAUUACGUGGAGAUGUGGAUCGUCAUGGUCAGCAUGGUGUCCGGCUGCCUGAUGUACACCGUGCUGGUGGCCAACGCCACCGCCAUGAUCGCCAACACCGACCCCGCCUCCAAGGAGUACAAGAGCAAGAUGUCUCGCCUGGAGCACUACAUGACAUUCAUGAAGCUCCCUCCAGAGCUGCAGCUCCGCAUCACUAACUACUACCAGGCGCGCUACGGCGGCAAAUGGUUCGACGAGCAGGAAGUCAUGCACACCGUGUCGUCGGCGCUCAAAGAGCAACUCCUGACGGUGAUGUGCAGCCGCCUGCUGAGGAACAUGCCGCUGUUCCGCAGCCGGGAUGAGAACUUCCUCAACAGCGUCAUCCACGAGCUGGAGUACGAGUUGUACCAGGAGGGCGACGUCAUCGUGCGGGAGGGCGCGCCGGGUGACCGCAUGUUCUUCAUCGACCACGGCCAAGUGCUGGAGGAGAACGACUCCUUCCGGAGGGAAUUGUGCGACGGCGAUUUCUUUGGAGAAGUGUGCGUGCUGUCCAGAGGCAAACAUCUGGCCACAGUGAAGGCGCUGACCGACUGCCAGUGCUUCAGUCUGUCCUGGGACGACUUUCAGGAGGUGCUGCAGGGCUUUCCGGAUGUCAGGAAGGACUUGGAGGAGAUGGUGGAGUGCGAAUAUUUGGGCGCGGGAUUUUUGUGAGGAACCAGGAAGUGGACUGCACCUCAACCGCAACGUUAGCGAUAACUCUCUACUAUUUGACAUAUCUACCGUAGCCAUGAGUCUUCCGAUUCACCACUAUUCAGCAAUAAUCAAUAAAGAUCUAAUACU